Messenger RNA from Prorocentrum cordatum, 1824 nucleotides. The record is from the annotation of a GenBank genome assembly. NCBI's taxonomy places the organism in Eukaryota, Dinophyceae, Prorocentrales, Prorocentraceae.
GGCAGAAGACGAGAAACGGCGAUCAUGGCCUCGAUGACCACGGCCUACACCCUGAGGCAGCUGCAGUGCUCCUACGUGGACAGCCUCAAGGACAUGACCAACGCCUUCCCCUCGGUGAGCUGGAAGCGCAUGGAGCUGGCAGCCGAGUCGCUGGUGAGAGAUCGCGACUACGCCUCGCACUUCAACGCAUUCGACGAGCGCAGGUGUUUCUACCAGCCGCUGAAGCCCUGGUCGUUGCAGUGGCAGGCGGAAGACGACGCAGACAAAAAGCUAAAGGUCAAGUGCCCGAUCACCAACCUCAUCGCGGACAUGAGUCUACACAUCUACGCCGACGACAUCAACGCGAAGAUAUUGCAGCGCCCGCCCGCCGAGAAGGAGAACGUCAGCCUGGACAAGCUCAGGCAUAAGCUGCUCUACUGCGACAAGAUCUUGAGCGACAACCUGUCCAACAUAGGUCUUGCGCAGAACACCGGCAAUCAGGUUAACCUGAUGGCCUGUCGCGGACUGGGCAGUGGCAUUGCCAGGCGCGAUCUUCGGCUACGGGAACAACGACAAAAGUGGCCAGGGCAACUCGUGGAUCAAGCGAGAUAUCUGGGCCCGAUUAUCACCAGUAUUCAGAGUUUCGGAAUUGAGCUGGCGAAGAGGGUGCAGGCUGCCAAGGCGGCCUUCUACUCGAUGGGCUCUUUCUGGAGUGCACCGCGUAUCCCAUGGAGAUGGAAGAGGACUGUGCUGCUGGGGCGGGUUGAUAACUCCGCCUUCUCUUCAGUUGAAGCCUUCCUGCCGACCGAGCGCCAGUGCGGCACCCUCGACGCAGCUAUAGCAUCGCUGGCGCGGGUUGCUCUGAGGGGAAGAGCCUGCACCUGGAAUGAGGACGGCACGGUCCGAUCGCUGACCAACGCCGAAGUCCUCGCCUACUGGAAGAUUGCAAGAGCUGAAGUGGCACUUCGAGUCAGGCGGCUCAAGUGGCCGCAGCAAGCGGCCAAGGACAGGAACGGCAAUGCCCAGUUAUCCGCGGCAAUGUUCGGCACGAUCAGCGGCCAGGCCUUGCAGACUGUUUCUGACGACGGCGCGCUGUCGAGUCAGGCGAAUCCCUGGGCCAAGCGCGCGCAGGAGGACGUCAACCAGCUGAUCAACUGCUCAGUAGAAGCACAGAGCCUGCUGGAGACCGCAGGGCCACAAGAAGCAGCAGUCGACGCGGAGAAGGCCAAGGCAGACGAGCUUGUCGCAGCAGCCAAAGGCCCGGCGGGCAAAGGCGCCUCCAAGGCGCAAGUCGCGCAGCAACUCGUCCUUCUGCUCAGCAAGUUGGUGCUCAGCAUGGCAGGCGACCUAAGGUCGGUGAUCAGUGCGGUGUUCGCGACGGCGCGCGCGCCGCUCGCGAUGCCAGCCGCGGCCGCAGCCGCGCAGGCGGGCAAGGAUUACCAAAAGGCGGCGACGAAGCUGAGGGGCGACCACAAAGAAGACGAGGCGGUGGACACGGCGCAGUUGGAGAGCCCGCGCAUCCACGAAGGCCUGGCGAGGAGCACGCUCGCCACCUACUGGAAGGACUACAUCGUGAAGAAGGAUAUGUUCGAGGCGGCCGAGGGUGCGAGGUACUUCAGGGCGCGCGCCCCGCAGGGCAAGGAGACGGGGAAGAAAUCCAAGCGCAUGGAGGGCAAGGCGCGUCUCCAAUGGGCGCUAUCAACCAACAAGGUGGCGCAGGGCCUGGGCACGAUCCUCAGGGGCGAAGUCGCGCGCCAGGGCGGAGAGAUCACGAUUGGAGCGGCGCCGAGGGGUGUCUUGGAGAGGGGCGCCAGAGCGCGGUUGAACAAGCUCGAGGACGUGUAG